CGAAACGCUGAUCUUUUAUUGCCUUCUACCCAACAACAACAACACAAACGUACUCUUCGUUCUCGGAGCAAAAACUUCUCUCUAAAUCUACGUUGGCAUGAGGGAGGCAUCUGAUCUACCUCCCUGGAUAACCAGAAUGGCAUCGAUGUCUCAAAAGGAAAACCAACAUUCUUGAUCACGUCAAUCAUAAUUCGUUCAUGUGCAAAUGUGGGGUUAGGCCAAUUGGCGGAAGCAGUGUGCCCUUCCUAUUGCACCCGAGUUCGAAACCUCUCCACGACUAGUUUAGAAUAUCUCAUAAUUCGUUCAUCUGCAUUGAGUCAGGUUUUUCCUGGAACGAGAUGGAUGUUUGCAGUCCCUUGAAACCUGAUAGUAAACUGAAGCACAGGCCCUUAACUCCACUUAGAGUUGUGAGGGGUGUGAUAUGUUUGGUAGUGUUUCUUUCUACUGCUUUCAUGAUUCUUGUGUGCUUUGCGCCUAUCAUUGCUGUAAUUUUGCGCCUGUUGAGCAUACGUUGCAGCAGAAAAGCAAUAUCCCUCCUCUUUGGUAUUUGGCUGGCCUUGUGGCCCUUCCUAUUUGAAAAGAUCAAUGGGACCAAAGUGGUUUUUACUGGUGACACCGUGCCCCCGAAAGAACGCACUCUGCUCAUUGCCAAUCAUAAAACUGAGGUUGAUUGGAUGUACUUGUGGGAUCUUGCAUUGCGAAAAGGGUCCCUCGGCCACAUCAAAUAUGUCCUCAAGAGCAGCCUCAUGAAGCUGCCUGUCUUCGGUUGGGGCUUUCAUGUUUUGGAGUUUAUCCCUUUGAAGAGGAAGUGGGAAGUUGAUGAACCGGUUAUGCGCAAAUUGCUUUCGUCCUUUGCUGAUCCUGCAGACCCUCUGUGGCUGGCCAUUUUUCCUGAAGGAACUGAUUAUAAUGAAGAAAAAUGCAAAAAGAGUCAGAUAUUUGCGGCUGAAACUGGACUUCCUGUACUGUCACAUGUCCUGCUUCCAAGAACGAAAGGUUUUUGUGCUUGCUUGGAAGCUCUAAGAAGUUCUUUGGAUGCAGUUUAUGACUUGACAAUCGCAUACAAGAAUCAAUGCCCUUCAUUUAUGGACAAUGCGUUUGGCGUGGAUCCUUCAGAAGUUCACAUUCAUGUUCGCCGUAUCCCUAUCGAAGACAUCCCAGAGUCUAUCGCGGAUGCAGCUUCUUGGUUAACGGACACAUUCCAGCUCAAGGACAACUUACUCUCUGAUUUCAAUACUCGAGGCCAUUUCCCUAGUGAAGGAGGAGGAGGAGGAGGAGGAGGCGAAGAGGAACUGUCCACAUUGAAGUGCUUGGUAAAUUUUGUGUUGGUAGUUGUUUUGACUGUCGUGCUCAUUUACCUUACCAUUUUUUCAACCGUCUGGUUUAAAAUAUACGUCGGUUUAUCAUGUGCAUACCUUGCUACAGCUACUUAUUUUGAAAUCCAACCGAUGCCAAUUUUAGACUUUGUUAAAGCAACUUGUGUUUGCAAUAGACCAAGAAUUGAAUAGAAAAACAGCACAUUUUUGAAGUGUUUUGCGAA
This is a messenger RNA of Prunus mume (Japanese apricot), 1540 nucleotides long. The record is from RefSeq and is a predicted model, not a curated record. Lineage: Eukaryota; Viridiplantae; Streptophyta; Magnoliopsida; Rosales; Rosaceae.